Talaromyces amestolkiae is the source of this 957-nucleotide messenger RNA. RefSeq lists its product as uncharacterized. The coding region runs from base 1 to 957 and encodes 318 amino acids. Gene Ontology annotation, cellular component: cytoplasm. The record is from RefSeq and is a predicted model, not a curated record. The transcript has 5 exons. Lineage: Eukaryota; Fungi; Ascomycota; Eurotiomycetes; Eurotiales; Trichocomaceae.
AUGCCGGAAAUAUUCGACGACAAAUCGGAGCAUUGCAUCCCCUUCCUCUUGGAGCGCCUGAAACAGCAUCAAGCCCGCUAUGCGAAUGAUGCGAAUGCCCCGCCGUUCUUUCUUGGAUUAAACGGCGUGCAGGGUGUUGGCAAGACCGUCCUAGUUUCGACAUUACAAAAUCUCCUUCGAUCACCACCCUAUUCCCUCCCCACCGUCACCCUCUCCCUAGACGACAUCUACCUCACCCACGCAGACCAAGUCGCACUCGCAAACGCGCACCCGGACAACCCCCUUAUUCAACACCGUGGUCAACCAUCCACCCACGACCUACCCCUCGGUCGAAAGGUCUUUGAGUCUCUCCGUCUCAACAAACCAACCGCAAUCCCGCAGUACGACAAAUCUGCUUUCGCGGGUCAAGGUGAUCGCGUACCCGAAUCGCAAUGGGAGAUCGUCAACACAGAAGGCAAGCCAAGAAUCAAAGCGGUCAUUUUCGAGGGAUGGUGCGUUGGCUUCAGGCCGUUGGAUGACGAGACACUGAGACAAAAGUGGGAGGAUGCGGUGAGACAGAGACAAGAUGCGACAAGCAAGUAUGAGGGAAGGUUGGGGUAUGUGAAACUUGAGGAUGUGAAGGCUAUCAAUGAUGCGUUGAGGGAGUAUGAUGUUUUGACAAAUCAUCUCGAUGCUUUUAUACACAUUGACGCCCAAAAUCCCCGUUUCGUCUACGACUGGCGACAGGAACAGGAAAGGACCCUAAUCGCCGCCAAAGGCAUAGGCAUGACUGAAGAACAAGUUAAUCACUUCGUGGACGGGUAUUACCCCUCGUAUGAAGUAUUUACUGAAACUUUGCGCAAUGGGGUCUUUCGGCCGACAACCGACAACUCGGAUACGCUGAGGGAAUGGCGGCAUAGACAGCUUCGGUUGGUUGUGAAUAGAGACAGGAGGGUUCAGGAGGUAAUUCGUAUAUAG